CAGGGAUGGACUGACCAUUUGGAAACUCUGGCACUGCCCGAGGGCCCGGGGUCAGUAGGGGGCCCCAUGAGAUGCCCCUGGUACCUUUUUCAUAGGCUUUUUUGAGUUUGGGCAAGGACACAGGGGCCCCAUGAUCCCCUAUUGCCCAGGGGCCCCAUGAGUUGUCAGUCCGCCCCUGCUUUCCGCCCCUGCAUCUCUGUCCCAAUCAGCCACCCCACCCUUACAUCAGUGUCCCCAUCAGAGCUCCCCCUUACAUCAGUGUCC
Staurois parvus is the source of this 264-nucleotide messenger RNA. NCBI's taxonomy places the organism in Eukaryota, Metazoa, Chordata, Amphibia, Anura, Ranidae. The record is from the annotation of a GenBank genome assembly.